Molecule: messenger RNA, 2630 nt
Organism: Sinocyclocheilus grahami
Lineage: Eukaryota; Metazoa; Chordata; Actinopteri; Cypriniformes; Cyprinidae
Product: transcriptional repressor p66-alpha-like
Exons: 12
Coding region: 1-1959 (652 amino acids)
Biological process (GO): negative regulation of transcription by RNA polymerase II
Cellular component (GO): NuRD complex
Molecular function (GO): sequence-specific DNA binding
Source: RefSeq, a predicted model, not a curated record
AUGAUAAGAAAUGUUCAUACCAUUACAUCUCCAAGUGAUCUCUGCUUGGGCUUCUGGGACAGUGAUUCCUCCUCCGCUGUCCAAACACAGCGCUCGGAUCAUCAUGCCUCCGCUGCUCAGAGGAGCUCAGGUGCGUCUCCUCACCUGUCUGGACAUGCGCUGACCAGUGGUCGACCGAUACUGUCGAUCUUGGUGUCGCCGCUGCAGGUCCCCAGCCUCAGACAGCAGCAGAACUCCUCAGGGCCUCCUCCGCUGCUCCUCGCUCCCAGAGCCACGCUGAGCAGCGUCCCGGGACACAAGAUCAUCCAGCCCGGCCUCAUACGCAUGACCUCCAUCCCCAGCACAGGCCUGCUUCUCAGCAUCAGCCAGGUGAUCUCUGCUUGGGCUUCUGGGACAGUGAUUCCUCCUCCGCUGUCCAAACACAGCGCUCGGAUCAUCAUGCCUCCGCUGCUCAGAGGAGCUCAGUGUGGUUGUGAAUGUGCUGCUGUUGUUGGUCAGGUGAUCUCUGCUUGGGCUUCUGGGACAGUGAUUCCUCCUCCGCUGUCCAAACACAGCGCUCGGAUCAUCAUGCCUCCGCUGCUCAGAGGAGCUCAGGUCUCCAGCCUCAGACAGCAGCAGAACUCCUCAGGGCCUCCUCCGCUGCUCCUCGCUCCCAGAGCCACGCUGAGCAGCGUCCCGGGACACAAGAUCAUCCAGCCCGGCCUCAUACGCAUGACCUCCAUCCCCAGCACAGGCCUGCUUCUCAGCAUCAGCCAGGCCGCCGGCUCAAACCUGAAGUCUGGGUCAGGCAUGUCGAACGCUGGUCAGGCGGCUAAACUAGCGCUGCGCAAACAGCUGGAGAAGACGCUGCUGGAGAUCCCUCCGCCCAAACCGUCCUCGCCGCAGCUCACCUUCGUGCCGUCAGCAGCCAGUAACGAGUUCAUCUACCUGCUGGGGCUGGAGGAGGUGGUGCAGAACCUGCUGCAGUCUCUGGGCCGAGGUAAGCAGGGUCUGUACGCCGGUCUGGUGGUCAGCGCUGGAGAGCCGAGCUGCUGCUCUCAGUGUCAGACGGACUUCACCUGCUGCUGGCGCCGAGACGAGGGCGGAGCCGUCAUGUGUGAGCAGUGCAUGUCGUCCAAUCAGAAGAAGCUGCUGAAGGCCGAACACACCAAUCGGCUGAAGGUGGCAUUCGUCAAGGCGCUUCAGCAGGAGCGGGAGAUCGAUCAGCGAGUGCUGCAGCAUGCCACGCCCCCUGCCUCUUCAUCCUCCUCCUCCUCUGCUCACAGGAUGAAGGCCGAUCAGGUCAAAGCGCGCUCCUCAUCUUCAGCUCAGACCGUGAGCCGCUCCGCUGCGGCCGUCAAACAGGUGUCUCAGAGUGCGUCGGCCCGUAGCGUGCAGCCGUCUGCGAUACGUGUCGUUCCUCACGUCUUCUCCCCGUCCUCUCAGCUGCAGAACGCCGUGGCGGCCGCCGCUCUGGUCAGCAGGCCAGGUAAGCAUGCAGAGCGUCAGGGGUCAAAGGUCAGCAGCAGCAGCGCGAGGAAACGGAGCAGCAGCGCAGCAGGUAGAUUCUGCUCAGAACUCGCUCUACUACGGCUAUGCUGUGAGAUCCACUGCUUGAAUUCAGCGAUCUGUCUGAGUCUGAGGUUUUUGUUCUUCCAGGUGUCUCAGAGUGCGUCGGCCCGUAGCGUGCAGCCGUCUGCGAUACGUGUCGUUCCUCACGUCUUCUCCCCGUCCUCUCAGCUGCAGAACGCCGUGGCGGCCGCCGCUCUGGUCAGCAGGCCAGGUAAGCAUGCAGAGCGUCAGGGGUCAAAGGUCAGCAGCAGCAGCGCGAGGAAACGGAGCAGCAGCGCAGCAGGUGUGACCAUGGCCUAUGUGAACCCCAGUCUGUCGGUCCAGAAGCCGGUGGAGCGUCACAGAGAGUAUCUGCUGGACAUGAUCUCGUCUCGCUCCGUCUCACAGACCGCAAACUCCUGGAAGUAGAACCAGGUUCUGGAUUCAUCCGGUUUCUGCAGGUUUCUUCUCUCAAGGGCUUUUAUCGUCACUUCACGUCCUACCAAAAACACCAGAGACGCUUUGUGUGCUGCUGUUACGGCUUAGUUUUAUUUCAUUAUGUAAGUGUGUGUGUGUGUGUGUGUGUGUUUGACGACGUUUGUUCUUCCACAAACAGUUUAUUUUUCAGCUCAUAGAUUCAGAGUCACUCUAAAUUAAUCUGUUGAAGUUUUAUACGUUUGUCAAUAUUUUUUUUCAGUUACUGUAAUUAUAUUGUUUGUAUUUCCAUGCAGCUGAUUCUCGAUAUAUAGCAUUUCUGAAGUAAUUCCACUCAUGAUUGGUUUAGAAGAUCACAAGUGUGCUCAGAUUGUUAUGAGCUGCAGAUUAUUGGUGCAGAGCAUCGGUGUUUAUAAUGAGGAUGAUGAUGAUGAUGAAGGCAGAUUGUUCUCAUGGCUCCGGUUUAAAACUGAUCAUGUUCAUGUUUCCCAUCCAACAGUCCAGGUUUGUUUUGUUGUGCGAUGAUGAUGAUGAUGAUGAUGUCACAACGUCGUGUUUCCAUGGUUACGGACAGAUGCAGCAGCAUGCGUUUGCUUCCUGCAACAUGUACAGAGUUACAGUUUGUUAGAUUUAUUUGUUCCUGUAAUAAAACGUUUUAACCCUUU